Messenger RNA from Rotaria sp. Silwood2, 1170 nucleotides. Lineage: Eukaryota; Metazoa; Rotifera; Eurotatoria; Philodinida; Philodinidae. The record is from the annotation of a GenBank genome assembly.
AUGCUUGAAGUAACCGAUUGCCCAUUGCCAUCUUGUAAAUGUGAAGUAAGAAGUAAUGCCACUGAUGAUGAUAAUAAUGAUGUUCGGUCUGUGAAAUUUUUAGAAGAAGCCUCAGGUUCAGGCUAUGCUUCAUUUAAUGAUCUUCAACCAAAUACAUUAUAUUCAUUUACUUUAACUUGUGUUGGAACUAAUGAGACAAUCACACGUGACAUUCGAUCAACAAAUGGACGCCCAUCAGCACCACAAAAUAUUACUGUUAAACUAAAUUCUAAACGUCUAACAUUAUUUUGGUCAUCUCCUUUAAAACCAGCUGGACCAAUUCAUAAUUAUAAAUUAGCUAUGGAUCAACAAGUGCUUACAUAUAAUAUAUCCAACAGGCAAUUCUCUUAUACUAUGACAGAAGAUUACGUUUAUGGACGAAAACAUGUAUUUUAUCUUCAAGCUUGUAAUUUAGAUUAUCAAAAUAUGCCAUUGUGUUCAGAUCGAAAGGAUGGUAACACUACGUUUUUUAUGCCAAUGGCAACAACAUCUAUACAAGAAACAAAUACACAAGAGAACGCAUCAUGCGUUAAACUAAGUAUAGAAAUAAGCAUAUGUAAUAAUGGAAAGAGUGUACGAACUGAUGUAAUAGAAUGUCCACCACCAUCUUGUCAAUGUGAAGUAAAAAGUAAUGCCACCAGUAAUGAUAAAAUACAUCCUGUGGUAUUUUUCGAAGAAACACCAAAUAUAAGCUAUGUUUUAUUUCAUAAUCUUCAACCGAAUACAUUAUAUUCAUUCACUUUAACUUGUGCUGGAACUAAUGAAACAAUCACACGUUACAUUCGAACAGAUUAUGGCAUCCCAUCGUCACCAAAAAAUAUCACAGUUAAACUAAAUUCUCAACGUCUAACAUUAUUUUGGUCAUCGCCUAUACAACCAGCUGGACCAAUUUAUAAUUAUAAAUUAACUAUUGAUGCAAAACUGACAAUAAACAAUAUACCAAACAAUCAAUUCUCUUAUACUAUAACAGAAGAUUUUAUUUAUGGAGAACGAUAUCUAUUUUAUCUGCAAGCUUGUAAUAUAAAUCGUCAAAAUCAGUCAGAAUGUUCGAAUCCAAAUGAUGGUAACGCUACUUUUUUUAUGCCAAUGACAACAAUAUCUACACAAGAAACAAGUACACAAGAGAACUAA